Brenthis ino (lesser marbled fritillary) is the source of this 369-nucleotide messenger RNA. The record is from the annotation of a GenBank genome assembly. Lineage: Eukaryota; Metazoa; Arthropoda; Insecta; Lepidoptera; Nymphalidae.
AUGACAAGUGAUAACGUCAACCUUUAUCCUAUUAAUGCAACUGAUCCCGUUGCUGAGCCUCAACCCGAAUCACCACUGACUGAAAUUCCUCAAGAAAUCCUCGAUGAAUUACUAGGAAGGGAUUCUAAUUCUACAGAUGAUGAAAUUGUUCAUUCUAACCCUCUAAAUUCCCCUUCUGUUUCCAUAGAUCCCUUAGCGAUACCCGACGAACCUUACGCUCAAACAGAACCAGAACCGCAACCUUCGACUAGCUGCCAAAAUCCUGAAACCUUACCUGUAUCAACUUACCCAAGUCCAGAAACUCCUCAUUCAGUACCUGAAAGUAUAUUAUUAUCUGACAAAUUUUUUAAAAUCACCUACAAAAUUAUA